Molecule: messenger RNA, 2634 nt
Organism: Microsporum canis CBS 113480
Lineage: Eukaryota; Fungi; Ascomycota; Eurotiomycetes; Onygenales; Arthrodermataceae
Product: vacuolar protein sorting 53
Exons: 3
Coding region: 1-2634 (877 amino acids)
Biological process (GO): retrograde transport, endosome to Golgi
Cellular component (GO): GARP complex
Source: RefSeq, a predicted model, not a curated record
AUGCCACUUGAUGAAACCGUCAUAUAUAGCUGCUGCGCCUCUCCUGCUGACUAUAACCCGAUUGAACAUCUGAACGCUAUCUUCUCCCACCCUUCCACACUCGUCUCCUUACCGAAGACCUCCCAAGUCCUCCAGACAUACCAAGAUGAACUUAACGACGAUAUUACUACACUUGUGGAAGCGCAGGCAGCCUCCAACCUGGAAAGCGUUGAGCGUAUCCGCAACGCAAAAGAGGAUAUGGUUGAGCUGUUCAAAAAGAUCGAGGAAGUCCGGGAACGAGCGUUGAAAACUGAACAGGCAAUUACGGCGAUGACAGCAGAUAUUAAGCAGUUAGAUAAUGCAAAGGGUAAUUUGACGCUGUCCAUGACGACGCUGAAGAGACUUCAGAUGCUUACUACUGCGUAUGAGCAGCUGAAGGCGCUCAGCAAGUCAAGGCAAUAUCGGGAUUGCGCGCAGCUGCUCCAAGCCGUUAUACAAUUGAUGGCGCAUUUUAAGUCAUACCGUUCGAUCGAUCAGAUUGCCUCGCUGAGCCGCAACGUAGCCGAUAUACAACGUGAGCUGUUGGAACAGGUCUGCGAGGAUUUCGAGAUAAUAUUUGCCAAAGGAGAAACCACGCAGAAGAGAAACAUCCUGGCUGAGGGCUGUCUGGUUAUGGAAGCUUUAGGAGAUAUGGCCAAAUCAAGGCUCAUAACCUGGUACUGCAACACACAGCUAAGAGAAUAUCGCCAAGUCUUCAGAGGGAACGAAGAGGCCGGAUCUCUCGACAAUAUCUCUAGGAGAUAUUCCUGGUUUAAAAGAAUGUUAAAGACCUAUGACGAGGAGCAUAUGAUGAUUUUCCCAGCCUCUUGGAAAGUCAACGAAGUUUUGGCAAACAUCUUCUGUGAAGGUACAAGGGAUGAUUUUAAAGGGAUACUAUCCAGAUCUGUACGCAGUGGACAGACUAUGGACGUCAACCUUAUACUGUCAUGUCUCCAGGAAUCCCUUGAUUUCGAACACUUCCUUGAUAGGCGCUUCACCAAUGCUUCUCGUGCAUCCACGGAUACCUUUACAUCUAGCGAAUCUCCCAUUUUCUCGCAGACCAUUUCCGAGGCCUUUGAACCUUACCUGAGCUUAUGGGUAUCUGCCCAAGGCAAACAGCUUGACGCUCUCAUCCGGAAAUAUAGAGAGCAGCCUGUCAAACCCAAGGAUGAAGAAUAUUCUCCACAACUUGUUAUACACUCUUCAACAGAACUUUUUACUUUCUACCGGCUAUCCCUCGCGCAGUGUGCUAAACUCUCUACCGGCAACUCUCUUGCAGAGCUGACGAAGGUAUUUGGCAAAUACCUUGACCAAUAUGCCCAGCAAGUGUUGCUACAUUAUAUCAGCGACCGCCCUGGAAGUCAGGUUUCCUCCAAGUUGCCAUCAUAUGAGGAUCUUACCAUGGUCCUCAACACCGCCGAUUAUUGCUAUACCACCUGCAAUCAGCUUGAAGAAAAAAUAAAGAGCAAAAUAGAUGAACCAUUUAAACAACAAGUGGAUCUCCAGAGUCAGGCAGAUUCAUUUAUGGGAAUAGCUAGCGCAAUUGUUCGCCUCCUCGUUCGGAAAGUCGAUAUCGAAUUGGAGCCAGCCUGGAGAGAAAUGCGGAAUACAUCUUGGAGUGCACAAGAUGGUGUUGGAGAUCAAAGCCCUUACGUUGAAGUUCUAUUGUCGAAUUUAAAGUCGAGAUCAGAUGAGACUUUAGAAAUGCUUCAUAAGCAGCAGUAUCAGCGGGCUUUUGUCGAUAACCUAGUCGAACAUACGUCCACAAGUUACAUCUCGAAUAUAUACCAGUGCAAGCCAGUCUCGGAAGCUGGUGCAGAGCAGAUGCUUCUUGAUAGCUAUGGUAUAAAAUCGGGGCUGACAGGUCUUCUCUCGCCAGCGCCUGCUGCAUUUACAAAACGUGUUCACCAAAGCUUCCAAAAAAUCGAUACCCUUCUUAAAACACUUCAAGUCCGGGCUGUCCCACCCGAGGCGCUUGUGCAGGCAUAUCUGAUCCAUAUUGCUGAUAAGAAUGACAGUAACUUCAGAAAAAUACUCGAUAUAAAGGGAAUAAGGAGCAAGCAGGAACAGAAUCGCCUCGUCGAGCUGUUCCAAGCUCAUAAGAUGUACAAUCGCCAUGCUCCCAGCUUACAGGAGAGCAAUCCUUUAAUUUCCUACUUACAGCCGCCAACUCCCACUACCCCAGCCGCCCCCUCUAUGACACAGGGACUAAGCUUGGCUAAUCUAGGAGGAGCUACAGCGUCCUCUUCGGGAAUUAACGCGUUACCUGCACGCUUUGACCCAUCAGUGCUUGGAUCUGCUCUAAUAUCCGCAGCUCGUGAUGGAGUGGAUAGACUAGGAACACCUGGCCUAGGAAAUCUUGGGAAUACACCCGGCGGAGCUUCAGGAGGCAGCAGUCGUGCAGCAACGGGUUCUAUAGCACAAUCUGGGUCAGGAACGCCACUUCAAAAUCAGAGCCUAAAUUUGAUCGGGCAGGAUGUGGAUGCUACCGAAGGGGGCUCUUCAGCAGCCGCAAACUUGAAUGAGAAUCUCAAAAACAUAGGGAAGUUUUUCCGUCGAGAUCUUAGUGGGUUGGGUGGAAGGUUUGGAAUAGGCGGUGAUAGUAACCAGAGAUGA